Molecule: messenger RNA, 1816 nt
Organism: Cynara cardunculus var. scolymus (artichoke)
Lineage: Eukaryota; Viridiplantae; Streptophyta; Magnoliopsida; Asterales; Asteraceae
Product: 1-aminocyclopropane-1-carboxylate synthase 3
Exons: 3
Coding region: 134-1558 (474 amino acids)
Biological process (GO): amino acid metabolic process; biosynthetic process
Molecular function (GO): transaminase activity; pyridoxal phosphate binding
Source: RefSeq, a predicted model, not a curated record
UUUAAAGCUUCUUCUUCCAUCUUAAGAACAGAUUAAACCACACCAAUUCUUUCCUGCUACUUUCACCUUCGAUCAAUUCUUUAGUUUCCUUGUGCGUGUUUAGUUUGAAGGAUUAACGUACGAGAAAUUAAUUAUGUUGUCAACGAAGGUCACAUGCAACUCUCAUGGACAGGAUUCCUCCUACUUCCUGGGAUGGGAAGAGUACGAGAAGAAUCCUUUUGAUGAGGUUAAGAAUCCCAAUGGCAUCAUCCAGAUGGGUCUCGCCGAGAAUCAACUGUCCUUCGACCUUCUUGAAUCUUGGCUCCAAAAGAACCCAGAUGCAGCUGCCUUCAACAAACCUAAUACCAAUCAAUCUAUCUUCAAAGAACUUGCUCUCUUUCAAGAUUAUCAUGGCCUUCCUGCCUUCAAGAAUGCUCUAGUUCGGUUCAUGUCAGAGAUAAGAGGAAACACUGUUACUUUUGAUCCAAACAACCUAGUACUCACCGCAGGUGCAACUUCAGCCAACGAAACGCUGAUGUUUUGUCUCGCUAAUCCCGGUGACGCCUUCCUUAUUCCGACGCCAUAUUAUCCGGGGUUUGAUAGAGAUCUCAAAUGGAGAACUGGAGCUGAAAUAGUACCAAUCCAGUGUUCAAGCUUGAAUGGUUUCAGAAUUACCAAAUCUGCCCUUGAUGAAGCUUACAAACAAGCAGAAAAACAAAACCUCAAAGUCAAGGGUGUUUUGGUCACAAACCCUUCGAACCCAUUAGGGACGUCCCUCAGCUUGCAUGAGCUCGACCUCCUCGUCAACUUUAUCUCCACUAAGAACAUCCAUCUCAUCAGCGACGAGAUUUACUCAGGAACUGUCUUUAGCUCUCCUAGCUUCAUCAGUAUCAUGGACGUCCUCAAAAACAGAAACCUCAUGAACACGGACGUCUGCAAAAGAGUCCACAUUGUGUACAGCCUCUCCAAGGAUCUUGGACUCCCAGGUUUCCGAAUCGGAGCCAUUUACUCCAACGACGAUCGUGUUGUCUCGGCUGCGACCAAAAUGUCGAGCUUCGGUUUAAUCUCGUCCCAAACUCAAUAUCUACUCUCUGAAAUCCUUUCAGAUAAGACGUUUACUAAAACAUAUCUAUCGGAAAACCGGAGAAGAUUGAAGCAAAGACAUGAAAUGCUCGUAAAAGGGCUUCAAAAAACCGGCAUUAGGUGCCUUCAAGGCAACGCCGGUUUAUUUUGUUGGGUGGAUAUGAGACAUCUUUUGAGCUCUGAUACUUUCGAAGGGGAACUAGAGCUAUGGGAAAAGAUUGUUUAUGAAGUCGGGUUGAACAUCUCGCCCGGUUCUUCAUGUCAUUGUAGUGAACCGGGUUGGUUUAGGGUUUGCUUUGCAAACAUGUCAGAGGAAACCCUAAUUCUUGCCAUGCAACGUGUGAAAUCGUUUGUCGACUCCAUGGCCAAGAAGAACAACCAGAGCCGUCACCAGCAGUUAUUGAACAGAAAUUCAAGAAGAACAAAGUCGCUACCCAAAUGGGUUUUUUCACUAUCGUUUCACCACCGUGAAGUCUCCGGCGCCGAUGAACGUUAGUGUGGAGUGACGAUUAAACCGAUGUUAACUCUGGUUUAAGCUCUUUUUUGUUAUUCUCUCAAUAUAUUUAAUAUAUAUUGAGGUUUUUUUUUAAAAUAUUUUUGUGCGAUUGUAGUUGUUGAAGAGAGAGUGCACUCAGUCCAUAUGCAUUUGGAUUAGAAGUGGCAUAUGCUUCUUCGAUCACUUUGUAAAACCAUCGAGUAAUUUUAAUGUAAUUAAUUACUUUACCAAUUAUUCAAAAGUAUAUUAUUAUUCCCC